AUGUAUUUGUGCAGUUUUGAAAAAGUUGCGUGUGUUUUUCUCAUUUUGAUUAGUGUAGCGAGUUCUGUUACUCCACCGCAAGUUGCUGGUGACGAUGUCAAUGAUGGGUUGGAGAAAGAGGAGAAAAAGUUGAGCGAGACCAUCAUGAAGAUACUGGAGCAUUACAAGCAGCCGGAUCCCGUAGGGUUUCCGGGAGUCCCUAUCCCGGAUCCCAUGGACAUUCCGGAUCUGAAACAUUCCUUUUCCGUUGGAAGGAUGAACUUCAAGAAAGUGAAACUAUACGGCCUGAAAAAAUUCCGCAUCGAACACAUCGAAGCGGACAUCCCGAACAUGAAACUAAGGGCGACAUUGUCCAUCGACCAUCUCGACGUGACGGGCAACUACACCCUCAGCACGUGGAUAUCCUCGGCCAAGGGUCCGUUCAGCAUAAAGCUGACCAAGGUCGAGGUCACGGCCACGGCCGCGCUCAAGGUCGAGCGCAAUGGCGUGCUCGACGCGCAGGAGAUGGACAUGGACAUCAAGUUCAAGGAGAUCGCGAUGGAUUUCCGCGGGUUAGGAUUUUUCGCCAGUAUGUUUCAAGGUGUCAUGAAUUCAGUCGGAACUUUUGUUUUUGAUUCGGUGAAGCCUUUCGUCCUUGGAGAGGCGAAUAAAAAAAUGCGACAGGACGUCAACAAAGAGGUGUCGAAAUUUGAGAAGAAGUUCCCCAACUCGAUCUCGCCCCUCGACGAUUUGAUGUGUGAGCUGAGGAAGAAAGUCAGGAACAUGGGCUACGAUCCCUACAUGAUCCCGGCCUAUAACAGCAGCGUCGGCGUCCUCGAGGUCUUCCUCACUCACACCUGGCUUUACGGCCUGUCGUCCUUCCACAGGACCAGAGACAUCAAGCUGGAGCUGAAGAACAAGACGCUGCACGCUUUCGUGGAGGUCGGCACGGGACAAUUGAAAGGCACCAGCCAAUGGGAGGUGUCUCUGGUGGCCGGGUUGCUGUCCGAGUUCGGGUCGGUGGAAUUCACCGUCGACUAUAUCAAGGUACAAGUGAACGUCAGCCAGACCAUGGACACCAGCCACCCGCCAGCCCUGGACGACAUCCAGAUAGAGAUGGGAAACAUCCAAAUCAGGUUCGACGGUCUCGGAACAGUCGACUAUCUCAUCGAGGCUGGCGUCAACAUCCUGCCGAAUGUGCUCAGGUACCAGAUUAUGGACGCUCUGGAAAGGCCCAUCAAGCUCAGGGUCCAGGAGGAACUGGACAGAGUGAAUAUCGAGGAGUUGGUGUUGGAGAAUGCGGAUAUGCUGGAUAACGUCACUGCUUUGACGAGUAUUCCAAUACCUGCGGCGCCGAAACUAUUUCCGGAUGCCAGUGUUAGAAAUGUAACUGCACAUCGUCCAUAG
Molecule: messenger RNA, 1386 nt
Organism: Phaedon cochleariae (mustard beetle)
Lineage: Eukaryota; Metazoa; Arthropoda; Insecta; Coleoptera; Chrysomelidae
Source: the annotation of a GenBank genome assembly